Messenger RNA from Podospora anserina S mat+, 1479 nucleotides. RefSeq lists its product as uncharacterized. Gene Ontology annotation, cellular component: fungal-type vacuole membrane. Gene Ontology annotation, molecular function: transmembrane transporter activity. The transcript has 2 exons. Gene Ontology annotation, biological process: transmembrane transport. NCBI's taxonomy places the organism in Eukaryota, Fungi, Ascomycota, Sordariomycetes, Sordariales, Podosporaceae. The record is from RefSeq and is a predicted model, not a curated record. The coding region runs from base 1 to 1479 and encodes 492 amino acids.
AUGGCGACAGACCUCGAAACGGGGCCACCACCCCCCGUCGCCGGACCAGAAAGAGACAUUGACACAGAUUCCUCCUCACCAACCUCAAAAUCACCACCAGUAAAGCCAACAAGAGAAAAGACGGAUGGCGCCUCGACGACAGACACAGACUCGGACUCGGACGAAGACGUCGCCCCCCAACCGCUAGAAACAGGAGGCGUCAUAUCACGAACCAUCAGCCGCCUGACCCGUCAAAGCACAAACUACGACCCCGGCCCUCCCCCCGACGGCGGCGUCAAAGCUUGGACUGCCGUGUUCUGUGCCCACCUCGUCAUCACCAACACCUGGGGCAUCAUCAACUCCUUUGGCGUCUUCCAACCCUAUUACACCACCACCCUCUCCCGCCCUCCAUCCGACAUAUCCUGGGUUGGGUCAGUGCAAAUCUUCCUGCUCUUCUUCAUCGGCGCCAUCACCGGCCGCCUCACAGACGCGGGUUUCUUCCGGCACAUCUUCGCCCUGGGAACGGUGCUGCUCCUGCUGGGGACGUUUACCGUUUCCGCUGCGAGCACGUACACCCAGGUCUUUCUCAGCCAGGGGAUAUGCAUGGGCCUGGGGAUGGGGUGUCUGUUCUGCCCGAGCAUCUCGACAGUGAGCACGUACUUUGACAAGAGGCGGGCGAUUGCGCUGGCGGUUGCGGCCUGUGGCAGUGCGACGGGUGGGUUGAUCUUCCCCAGCAUGGUGCGCGAGCUGCUGCCCAAGGUUGGGUUUGGGUGGACGAUGAGGAGCAUUGGGUUCAUCCAGCUUUUGACCUUGGGGGUGGGCUGUGUGUUUUUGAAGCCGAGGAUCAAGCCGAGGAAGUCGGGGCCGUUGAUUGAUUUGGCGGCUUGGAAGGAGGGGGAGUAUGUCAUGUAUGCGUUAGGGGCUUUUACUUGCUUUAUUGGGUUGUACUUUCCGUUCUAUUACGUGGCGUCGUUUAGCAGGGACAUCAUUGGGCUGGACUUCACCGAGAGCUUGAAUCUGUUGCUGGUGAUGAACGGCGUGGGAGUGAUCGGGAGACUAGGCCCGAACGCCGUUGCCGACCGAGUUGGACCUCUCAAGGUCUUUGUUCCUGUGGCGGGACUCUGCGGCGUGUGUGUCAUCUGCUGGAUGGCUGUGAAAGAUGUGGCGGGCCUCUAUGUGUGGUCUUGCUUCUACGGGAUGGUCGCCGGUGGUAUUCAGAGUCUGUUCCCGGCCGGACUGAGCAGUCUCAACACCGACGUGCGGAAAGCCGGUGUGAGGAUCGGGAUGGUGUUUACGACGGUCAGUUUUGCAACCCUGGCAGGCCCGCCAAUUGCCGGUGCCAUCAUCACAGCUUGUGAUGGGGACUACUGGGGUGCGCAGGUUUUUGCCGGGACAACGUUGCUCAUUGGAAUGGUGCUUGUCGCGGCCUCCUUUGUCAUCAAGAGCAGGAAGAUGAUGGCUGAAACUGGGGCAACAUCCAUGUGGAGCGUCAAGGCGUGA